UGGCUGCAAUUGACAUGUACAGUACAUGUACAUGUACACUCUAGACUGUUCAUCAUCAAAGUUAGAACGUUCGUGUUAACAAGAUAAUAAUUUCCUUUCCGGAGGCACUGAUCCCAACUCGGUGGGGCUGAAGAACAAUCGCAAUGAAUUUCUUUCUCAUGCAGGUACUAUCACUAUCAGUAUUCGUGCUCAUCCAGUCUGUACCGGUAGCUACGCCUCGUAUACGUAGUCCUACAUUUUGCCCACAAUCCUCCAGCGGCAAUGUUACACUGGAUGUAUUCGGCAUGGUAAACAAGACUGCCUACGCACAGCUUGGGGUGUGGCACCGGUUGCCCUGCCCGUCUUAUCAACAAGGAGAAAACGUCAGUGGGGCGUCAUGGUACAAAGAGCCUGGAAGACAGCAUCUGCUUACAUAUCAUUCUAAGGAAGGGACGUUUUUGCCGGAACAUGAGAGAUAUGGCCCUUCAUUCGACUUCGGCCUUGCCAUUAAAGGCAUUGAGGAAGGAGAUGCUGGCAGAUAUCAGUGUGAAGUCCUAUUUGGACAAAUAGAUGAAAGUUUGAAGACAGUCGAGGAAAUCAACAUAAAAGUUAUUGGUGAUUCGUUUCAACCCAGCAUCAGUCACAAGUCAUCCAUGGCCAUACAUGAACGUGAGCAAAGACGGACAGUUAUUACCUGUCCCUAUAACCCUCAGACGCCAAACACAUUUGUUGUGUAUUGGUCUUUGGAAAACGUCGCCACUAUGCACAAUGAGAUUAUUGGGGCAAAAUUCUUCAAUGGGACGGUAGCACAGAACCAGUUUUGCACCGAUUACAGCAUUGGUAGCAAUGGUUCACUUACUGUGAACACCUGGAACAGUAUUGGAGAAAACCAAGUAACGUUCUGGUGCCAUGUGUUCAAGAGAGAUGGAACGCCCAGCAGUUGUUCCAUUAAAGUUUAUCUGCGGCAAGAGUCACUACUCUAUCUUCAGAAGGAGUCCAAGGAAGUCCAUCCGUGCUCAAGUUUGAACCCUGGCAGUGUUGCUCAAGAUGUAUUUGGCAUAGUAAACAAGACUGCCUACGCACAGCUUGGGGUGUGGCACCGAUUGCCCUGCCCAUCUUAUCAACAAGGAGAAAACGUCACUGGGGUGUCAUGGUACAAAAAGCCUCGAAGACAGGAUCUGAUUUCAAUUCAUCCUGCGGAAAGGAAGUUUUUGUCGAAUGAUGAGAGAUAUGGCCGUUCAUCCGACUUCAGCCUUGUCAUUAAAGGCAUUGAGGAAAGAGAUGCUGGCAGAUAUCAGUGUGAAGUCCUGUUUGGACCUGUAGGUAUCAGUUUGAAGAUAGUCGAGGAAAUCAACAUAAAAGUUAUUGGUGAUUCGUUUCAACCCAACAUCAGUGACAACUCAUCGAAUGUCACAUUGCAGCGUGGGCAAAGACAGAAAGUUACCUGUCCCUGUGACCCACAGACACUAAACACAUCUGUCGUGUAUUGGUCUUUGGGUAAAGGCGUCACUACACCUACUCAAAUCAUUGGUGCACGAUUCUUCGAUGGGACAGUAGUACAGAUGCAGUUUGGCGCCGAUUACAGCAUUGGUAGCAAUGGUUCACUUACAAUCAACUCCUGGAGCAGUAUAGAAGAAGACCAAGUAACAUUCUGGUGUCAUGUGUUUAAGAGAGAUGGGACACUCAGUAGUUGCAGCACUGAAGCCCACAUACUGCAAGAUCAGCCUCUAAACUUAGCUCUGAACGCUUCAUCAGCAUUGUAUCUUCGGGAAGGAUUCAAGCAAAUUCUCCCUUGUACAAAUUGGAGGCCUGGUGUUCCAGUGUGUGGAAUUCAAUGGUAUUUACUGAGUAAUUCACUCAAUUCAACUGUCGUUAAGUACAACCUGUCAUCCGAUUUUCUCCAAAUUGAUGCGGCAUACAUGUAUGAUCUUGCCAGUAACUUUUCUCUUGUCAUCAAAGCCGUGGAGAGUACGCAUGCUGGACGAUUCACCUGUGUUCCUGAUUGUGCUAGAAGUAAACCUGUGGAAUACAUGUAUCUUGAUACAAAUGUAAUUGGUGACUUGUUCCCGGCAUGCCGGAAUUAUACUGCAUCCUCAGUUGAAGUGACAAACGGACAACAAAUUGUACUGCCCUGUGAAUGUGCACAGCAGACGAGGAAUGCAUCCGUAACUGCAUUGUUCUGGUCGAUGGGGGAGGGAGUAACUACUGGUACAUCCGUGAACUGUGCUCCUUUGGAAAAUGGUUCCAUGAUUUGUUCUGAUGGCUACUCUGUUUCUAGCAACUGGUCACUGACGGUCAGCCGCCUGAAUGAUUCUGGAAGAUUUUGGUGUCAUGUGUUCUGGACAAAUGACACACUUUCCAAUUGUUACACAGAUGUUAAAUUUAUAGAUACAUCUGCAGGUCCAUGUACCAGUGCAGCGAUCAUCGUGAUAAUUGUGGUCCUAGGUUUAGUUGCAAGUGGCUAUUUCAUGUGGAAUCGAAGACGCUCACGGAGGGCUCGGGAUGGACGCUCUGAGAUAAUAGGUUUUGAAGACUGA
This is a messenger RNA of Acanthaster planci (crown-of-thorns starfish), 2516 nucleotides long. RefSeq lists its product as uncharacterized. The record is from RefSeq and is a predicted model, not a curated record. Lineage: Eukaryota; Metazoa; Echinodermata; Asteroidea; Valvatida; Acanthasteridae.